Molecule: messenger RNA, 984 nt
Organism: Daldinia vernicosa
Lineage: Eukaryota; Fungi; Ascomycota; Sordariomycetes; Xylariales; Hypoxylaceae
Product: Aldo/keto reductase
Exons: 4
Coding region: 1-984 (327 amino acids)
Source: RefSeq, a predicted model, not a curated record
AUGGCAGGUCAAAGGAAGCCGCGGAUCAUCCUUGGCCUUAUGGUCAUUGGUCCUAAAGGAAGUCCAGGGGCACGUAUGACGCAUCCGGAUGAUUUCAAGAAGGCCUUGGACAAUUUUCAAGAGCGAGGUUACCGUGAGCUUGACACGGCACGCCUAUAUAUCGGUGGGAAGCAGGAGGUAUUUACAAGACAGGCUGGGUGGAAGGAGAGAGAGGCACUUACAAGUGCGUUCAAUACUUGUUUGAAGGAGCUUGGGGCAGAUUCCGUAGACAUCCUCUACCUUCAUGCACCUGACCGGUCUGUGCCUUUCGCAACUACACUUGAAGCCGUUGAUAAGCUGCAUAAAGCAGGCAAGUUCUUGCAACUAGGUCUCGGCAACUAUGCUUCUUUCGAAGUGGCUGAGACUGUCAUGACGUGUAAGCACAAUGGAUGGGUAAGGCCAACAGUGUACCAGGCCAUAUACAAUUGCCUUUUUCGGACCAUUGAGGACGAAUUGAUCCCAACCUGCCGCCGUUAUAGCAUCGCUGUCGAUGUUUACAGCCCGACUGGAGGCGGGUUCCUCCUCGGCCGGAUCACAUCGAAGGACGACGAUCCGAAGAAAGGAAGAUACGCAGCAGGCCCAUUUCAGCAUUUGACGCGAGGACGGUACUUCAGAGACGGCAUAAUUGAAGGGGCACAGCUGAUCCGUGAAGCAGCCGAGGCGCGAGGCUUGAAUCCCCUGGAGGUAGCGAUGCGCUGGUUAGUACACCACUCGAUGCUACGGGUUAGCGAAGGGAAAGACAAUAUUGUGAUUGGAUUUUCUAAUCUACAGCAACUAAGGGAUAAUAUAGACUACCUAGAAAAGGGGCAGUUAGACGUGGAGCUGCUUCAGGUGCUACAGCGAGCGUGGAAAGCGGCAAAGGGGGACAUGGAGACAUAUUGGCAGUUACCGAUGGUAUACACCUACGAUACGAAAGAAUCCCUUUUUGGGCAAAAGAGCAAGUGA